Messenger RNA from Photinus pyralis (common eastern firefly), 2027 nucleotides. Its product is annotated as putative sodium-dependent multivitamin transporter. Gene Ontology annotation, molecular function: symporter activity. Gene Ontology annotation, biological process: transmembrane transport; sodium ion transport. NCBI's taxonomy places the organism in Eukaryota, Metazoa, Arthropoda, Insecta, Coleoptera, Lampyridae. Gene Ontology annotation, cellular component: membrane. Bases 230 to 1984 code for a protein of 584 amino acids. The transcript is spliced from 11 exons. The record is from RefSeq and is a predicted model, not a curated record.
UGUAAUGAGCACGUUAAUUAAAUUGGACCAUAUUUAUCAUAAUGUGUGGAAGUCCUUAAACAUUUCGAUAUUAUGUGUUAGAUAGAUUGCACUAAAAAGCACCGUCUUGGCACAUGACUUAAAAGUAAAAGUGUUCGCGAUAGAUACUGUCAGUUUACUUUAAUUAAAAGCAUGUAAUGAGCAAGCUGACAUACAUACGUCGGCAAAAAAAGCAGGCUUUGAAUAUACAAUGGUGCAACGCAUCAACUUACUGGGAGUUUGGGACUAUGUCGUCCUGGGAGCAGUUUUAGUGAUAUCGGCCGGAAUCGGAGUGUACUACCGUUUCACUGGGGGCAAACAAAAAACUGUCAAGGAAUAUUUACUGGCGGACAAUAACAUGCACAUAGCGCCGGUCGCGUUCUCACUAAUGGCAUCGUUCAUGUCCGCAAUUACCCUGUUGGGCGUUGCAAGUGAGAACUACACGUUUGGUUUUCAAUUUAUCGUGAUUAAUAUUUCGUACGGGAUUUUUACACCUGUCGCGGCUUACUUGUAUUUACCUGUAUUUUUUCAAUUGCAAGCAACGAGUGUAUAUGAGUACCUGGAGAGGCGAUUUGGGCAAUUUGCCAGACUUGCAGCCUCUGUGUGCUACAGUUUGCAGAUGGUCUUAUAUAUGGGUAUUGUAUUAUACGCACCUGCUCUCGCUUUAGAAGCACUGACUGGUAUAACGCAGCUAGCGGCUAUUUUAACAGUCGGGUUGGUCUGCACAUUCUACUCGACACUUGGAGGCAUGAAAGCGGUACUUAUGACUGACUUAUUUCAAUCCAUACUAAUGUUCGGAGCCGUAUUUAGCAUAAUAAUUUGCGCAUUUGUUCAGACUGGGAGUAUUGCAGAUAUAUGGAGGAUAGCGGAGGAAGGCAACAGGACGAGUUUACUCAACUUUGACAUUGACCCUACCGUUCGACAUUCCUGGUUUUCGCUUAUAAUAGGUGGGGGAGUAACGUUUCUCUCUCUGUACGCUGUUAACCAGACGCAAGUCCAACGAUACCUAACAGUUAAGGAUUUGAAAAAGGCCCAGCAAGCGCUAUGGCUAAAUUGGCCCAUUCUGACAGCUCUCAGUUUGUGUACAUCAUUUUCUGGAUUAGCUAUAUAUUCCAAGUAUUACAACUGUGAUCCAGUUUCCAAUAACAGUAUUACGUCCACAGAUCAGUUGAUGCCUUAUUAUGUGAUCGACUCCAUGGGACACAUUCCAGGAAUCAGUGGAUUUUUCGUUGCGGGGAUAUUUAGCGGGACAUUGUCUACAGUAUCCGCCGCAAUGAACUGCCUAGCAGCUGUGACGCUAGAAGAUUACUUUAAACCUCUCUACUACAGAAUAAAAGGGUACGAACUUUCCGAUAAGCGAUUAUCAAUACGGACCAAGAUUAUAUCGUUCAUUUAUGGGUUGGUUUGUAUCGCCAUAGCGUUUUUGGCACAAUUCUUGGGCGGCGUUCUUCAAGCCGCUUUAACCAUAUUUGGAGUGGUGGGAGGACCGUUAUUAGGGUUAUUUUCUUUGGGAAUGUUUACAAGGACUGCUAACGAACAGGGCGCAGUAACAGGCUUGGUGACGGGCCUGGCGUUCUCUAUUUGGAUCGCCUUUGGGGGGCCUAGACCCCCGCUUCCGAAGCUACCGGUCCGUGUUGAUGGUUGUAGUAGCACAAGAUACUUGCACAACAUAUCUGUACCUUUGCUUCAUUCAAGAACCGAUGACACGGACUAUUUUUGGCUGUAUCGCGUUUCUUAUCUGUACAAUGGAGUACUAGGUUUAAUAUGCACUUUGGUCGUGGGGAUCGUUGUAAGCAUAUUAUGCAACAAACUCUGUGGUACAAUGGCUAAGAAUACGGACCCAAAUUUGUUUGUACCUUUUAUAGCCAAACGGAUGAGGAAAAGAUUAAAACGUGACAAAAUUGAGAUAUCCGACGGUGUUUUCAUGAAUAACAAAAGUUCAAGCAAUAAAUCUCAAAGUUGUUAAUUAAUGUAGUUGAUUUAUAUAAUUAUAUUAUUUUUUAUUUUCA